AUGUCGUCCACCCCCGAGCCUUGGAGAGACAUGUCGAUGUUCCACUCAACGGCCCCGCCACUCAUUCCACCGCCUGACGACGUGACUGUUCCACAGUUCCUGCUUGACAAUAAUAGGAGGCACCCCACACGGCCAGACAGGCCGCCAGAGGUCCCGUACUUGGUCGACGGGGAGACUGGCAGGGAGGUUCACCAUGAUGAGAUAGUGACGCAGACAGAUCACUUUGCACGCGCACUGAGACAUGUUUGGGGAAUUGGACAAAACAUUUUCCCAGGAAAGGGAGAUGUCGACUACCCCAUAGCUGUCUGGGCAGCCCACAGGCUUGGCGCCAUAAUAGCAAUGAUGAGCCCUACACUUACUACGCCAGAACUAGUCUACCAGCUCCAAACCGCGCGGCCGUCGCUGCUCAUUGCGCACGCCGGGAAUCUCGCUAAUGCGCUCGACGCCACAUCAGCCACCGGCCUCGCGCACACGCACGUCCUCGUGCUCGACGCGCACAAGCUCACGGAACCUUUCCCGCUAUCGUAUACAUCCGUGGAUGCUGCAAUCGGGCAUGGCGCCGCGUGCCCCCAUGUCCCCGAGUUGCAAUUCGCCUCGGGCGAAGCGAAGCGUACGAUUGCGGUGUUGUGCUUCUCUUCGGGCACGACGGGGAAGCCGAAGGCGGUCGCGGUAUCGCACUACAACGUAAUAUGUAACCUCGUGCAGAUAGCCACAUCGAGUGGCCUGGCAGACUCCCGAACACCGCUGCUUGAGCGGCGAUGGCGGCCAGGGGAUCGAGGACUAGCCGGUACGAACCGAGGCACAUCGAACAAUAUCGGAUCACGCAUCUAUUCGGCCCCGCUGACUGCAGAGCUGACGGCCCAGAUGCUCGGGAUUCUGCCAGACAUACAUCUCGGCCAGGCAUAUGGUUUGACGGAGACAUGUGCCGGGGUCACUAUGCAACUACCACAGUUCCCUAUUGACAAGAAGGUCGGAACGCUGGGAAGUGCCGGGCGGCUGCUUUCUGGCACCACUGCAAGGGUGGUGAAGUCUGACGGCAGACUGGCUGGUGUGGGAGAGCCGGGAGAACUGUGGGUGAAGGGCGAACAAGUAGCAAUGGGCUAUUACCGCGAUGAGAGAGCGACAAGAGAGAGCUUCAUUGACGGGUACGCUGUGGAUUCAUUCCUGAGGAUCACUACGUCUAAUCGUGUGGCCCUCAAUCACAGAUGGUUCCGCACCGGAGAUGAGGUAGUCAUCCAUGCCAACGGCGAUAUAUUCAUUACGGAUCGCAUCAAGGAGCUCAUCAAGGUGAAGGGACACCAGGUCGCGCCGGCGGAGCUCGAAGGGCACCUCCUUGGGCAUCCCCAUGUCGCCGAUGCCGGGGUGGUCGGGCUUCCGGACGAGUUCGCGGGGGAGUUGCCGCUCGCUUUUGUCGCGCUGCAGCCAGACAUUGCAGCCGCUGUGCGGCGGGAUCCGUCUGCCGCGGCGAAUAUACGCACUAGCAUCGCCCAACACGUAUCGGAGGCGAAGGCGCCGUACAAGUGGCUCGCGGGAGGGAUAGAGUUUGUGGAAGCGAUUCCGAAGAAUGCGAGCGGGAAGAUCCUGCGACGCGUUCUCAGAGAACGCGCGCGAACGCUCCCACGAUCUCUUCCAGCUCGGCUCUAG
Postia placenta MAD-698-R-SB12 is the source of this 1644-nucleotide messenger RNA. RefSeq lists its product as hypothetical. The coding region runs from base 1 to 1644 and encodes 547 amino acids. The record is from RefSeq and is a predicted model, not a curated record. Gene Ontology annotation, biological process: secondary metabolic process. Gene Ontology annotation, molecular function: CoA-ligase activity. The transcript is spliced from 15 exons. NCBI's taxonomy places the organism in Eukaryota, Fungi, Basidiomycota, Agaricomycetes, Polyporales, Adustoporiaceae.